This is a messenger RNA of Ahaetulla prasina, 2826 nucleotides long. RefSeq names its product ankyrin repeat domain 10 (gene ANKRD10). Lineage: Eukaryota; Metazoa; Chordata; Lepidosauria; Squamata; Colubridae. The transcript has 5 exons. The coding region runs from base 1448 to 2485 and encodes 345 amino acids. Gene Ontology annotation, molecular function: protein binding. The record is from RefSeq and is a predicted model, not a curated record.
UAGGCUGUGGGAGUUGGUCCACAUGGCCAUCCCAGAGACAAUGAGGGACCAACCUGCUGCCCUGGGUCCAGCCAUGCCCAUCCAGUCGGCCAUGAUGAUCAGACCACUGCCACACCAGCUCCGCAAUGGCAAACAAACUUGUGAUGUGACCUGCGACAGGAUCAAGUUUGACACCCCUCUUCUAGGUAGUGUCAUCCAGGAGGAAGAUACAAAAAAUAAACAUGAGGGAUACUGGAUAAUGAAGAAUGAUGAUCCAUGGGAAUUGACUCCCAGAUAUGUUGAAACAUAGCUGUAACAAUAUUCAUCCCUUCCUUGUGGGCAUCUGAAUGAUACGCAGUUCUUAGGUCCACGUAGACUGCUGCAUCUCUGUGAUGGUCUAACAGAAUUAUUUGAUAGCCCUUCUGCUAAAUUAUAAUAAAAUUUUUGAAAUCUAUCUAAAUUAUAAUGGAAUGCGAAUCCAAUUAAACUGCCUGAUUUUUAAAGGGCUUUGGAGUUUUGCAGCUGAGUUCUUCUUAGUUUUAAGGUUACUUCUGUUGAACACAGAUGGAAUGGCCUUGGCAAAUCAUGAUGAGACUUCAGGUCACAGGCAAAAAUCCAAAAUGUAAGGUAUUAUGAGAUGCAAUGAUUUGGGAAAUAUCUUUCAAGUGAUACAGUUAGUCGUAGACUAUGACUGCAGUUGGGACCAGAUUUCCUGUUGUAAAUUGACAAAUCCAUGUAACAAUCCGGUUUUAUCACAUUUUUGGUGGUCAUCAUUAAGCUAAUGCUAUGGUCUAAUGGCAGAAAGCGAAGAGGAACUAAAAAGCCUCUUGAUGCGGGUGAAGGAGGAGAGUGCAAAAGUUGGCUUGAAACUCAACAUUAAGAAAACUAAGAUCAUGGCAUCUGGCCCUCUCAAUUCCUGGCAGAUAGAUGGGGAAGAAAUGGAGGUAGUGACAGAUUUUAUUCUCCUGGGCUCCAAGAUCACCACAGAUGGGGACUGCAGCCAAGAAAUUAAAUGGCACUUGCUCCUGGGGAGGAAAGCUAUGGCAAAUCUAGGCAGCAUACUAAAAAGCAGAGACAUCACCCUGCCAACAAAAGUGCGUAUAGUCAAGGCUAUAGAUUUUCCCAGUUGCAGUGUUGCAAGAAAGGCUGAGCUGAGCUCCUUUGAUCUUUGAACUCUGGUGCUGGAGAAGACUCCUGCGAGUCCCUUGGACUGCAAGGCGAACAAACAAGUCAGUCUUAGAGGAGAUCAACCCUGACUGCUCUUUAGAAGGCCAGAUCCUGAAGAUGAAACUCAAAUAUUAUGGCCAUCUAAUGAGAAGGAAUGAGUCACUGGAGAAGAGCCUAAUGCUGGGAAAGAUUGAGGGCAAAAGAAGGGGACGACAGAGAACGAGGUGGCUGGAUGGAGUCACUGAAGCAGUAGGCUUAAAUGGACUCCAGAGGAUGGUAGAGGACAGGAAGGCCUGGAGGAAUGUUGCCCAUGGGGUCGCGAUGGGUCAGAUGUGACUUCAGAACUAACAACAACAUGGUCAUAAAGGCAAACCUGUUCUUCCAAAUGGACUUUUUAUUACCUGAAAGUAGUAAAAAAAAAAAUUGCAUGUUGUGGUCAUGUGACUGUGGGAUACUGCAUCCAAUCAUAAAGGAUUAUGUUGGUGAAACUCCUAUUCACAAAGCAGCCCGAUCUGGUAGUAUGGAAUGCAUAAAUGCCCUUGUAGCUCAUGGAGCUCAAACAGACUUACGAAAUGCCAGUGGCCUGACAGCAGCAGAUCUUGCCCAUACCCAGGGCUUCCAAGAAUGUGCUCAAUUGCUCUUCAACCUUCAGAACUACCCAUUGAACCAUUUCUAUAGCAAUGGCACCUUAAAUGGGGUCCAUCAGAAUACUAGUCAAAGAGGGCCUAGUCGAAAACGAUCUUUUGAAGACAUGAACAAUUUUGGAAUGAAGAAAGCUAGAACUGAAGAUCAAAGUUUUGAUGGCCUAAUACCAAUGACAAAUGGAGGAAAUGAAGAGGAUGCUAACAAUAUGCAUGUUGAUAGAGAGUUUGCUCUUAUAUCAGAUAUGAAUUGCAGUAACUCCAUAUUGAAAGCAUUGGCAAAUGGAAAUAUCAUCAAUGGACAUUUGGACUUCACUUCCCCACCUCAGCUCAAUGGAUUGAGUUCCAGGCGUGAAGAAUGCCUAACAUUGAUAGUACCUAAUACACUAAUCUCUGAUCAUAACGGUAUAAUCAGUGAUGACCAUAGUGUUGAGGAACCAGCAAAAGUUAUAAAUGCUUCUGAUAUGUGUGGUUCUUUACAUCUGAAUGGAAGCCCAAGUAGCCUUGUUUCAAAUAGGCCCCCAUGGUUGGAUGACCUUGGAGAUACAUUGCACUAUGGACACUACCAUGGUUUUGGGGAUACAGCUGAAAGUAUUCCUGAAUUUAACAGCGUUAUUGAGCAUUCCAGUUUGAUUAAAGUUGCAGAAAAGUAUGAUAAUACUGUUCUAGGUACAAUGUAUCUUUAUCAUGGUUCCUGAAUUAUUAAAGACACAUUUUCUGGAUGUUAAUAUACUUUGAAAUAGUAAUACAAAUAAUGGGAUUAGGAUGGCAACACCUGAAGAUGCAGGAUUUUUUUUGUUACAUAUUACUAAAAGCAUUUGACACAACAGCCUUAUGCUUCUAAUUUUGCAUGUGUCAGGUUCAUUAGUUAUAUUAAUAGCUAAUUUUACAAUAGAAUGUUUGUUUUUUAUGACAAGGUCUAGUUUUAUAUUUUUUUAUUUGCUAUAAGAACUUUUAGAAUGUUUUCACUUUCAUCAAACCUUUCUAAAAACUAAACUGUGUAGAUUAGUUCAUUUUGAUAUUAGCAAACGAAGGUGUU